Neohortaea acidophila is the source of this 1173-nucleotide messenger RNA. RefSeq names its product PQ loop repeat-domain-containing protein. The record is from RefSeq and is a predicted model, not a curated record. Lineage: Eukaryota; Fungi; Ascomycota; Dothideomycetes; Mycosphaerellales; Teratosphaeriaceae. The coding region runs from base 1 to 1173 and encodes 390 amino acids. The transcript is spliced from 2 exons.
AUGAACACAACGUACUGGCCACCAGCAUCCAUCUUCCAGCCAGCCCUACCACCGCACUGCUCCCCAACAAACGAUUUUUUUCUCCACGUGAGCUCAAUCCUCCACGUCUGCAUCCCGACUCCUCUCGCCUUCCUCUCCAAUGCUCUUGGCAUAGUCAGCAUCUUCGGCUGGCUGUUCGCCCAACUACCCCAGAUUUACAAGAACUGGAGCGUUUCUAGCACGUCUGGCCUAUCGUUCUACUUCCUCCUCGAGUGGUGCUUGGGCGAUGCUUGCAAUUUAUUAGGAGCCAUUUUCACCCAUCAGGCUUCGUGGCAGGUGGCGAUUGGGUCAUACUAUGUGUUUGUCGAUCUGUGCUUGGUCGGACAAUGGCUGUGGUAUGAGAAGUUGAGGCAUGGCAACCGAAUGAGAAAGGUUGGAAAGAGAAAGGAACCAACUACACCUCGCAUCAUCUUCCGCCAACCCACAUUCCACCAAACCCACCACGCCGAGCACGAAAAAAACCACUCCUUCACAGCAAGUACACCAACCACAAUCUACCGAGCGGGAGGCUCCUCAUUCCCCACCCCCUCCCCACGAACCCUCCUCCUAAUCGCCUGCCUAACCGCAAUGGCUCAAGCAUCCCCCCUCCACCAAACCGCCCCCCUCCACCCCUCACAAUCCCCUCCCCCAACCCCCUCCGAAACAGCCGGCACAAUCCUCGCCUGGACCUCCACAGCCCUCUAUCUCGCCUCGCGCCUCCCGCAACUCCUCAAAAACUGGCGCCGCCAAUCAACCGCCGGCCUAAGCCCACAACUCUUCGCCGCCGCCUUCAGCGGAAACCUCUUCUACUCCCUCGCUCUCCUUACGAAUCCUCGCGCGUGGUACGAUUUCAGACCUUACGGCGGGAACGGCUGGGUGGGGAGUGGCGGUAGUGAGCGCAAGCAGUGGAUUGCCGCUGCGUUGCCUUUUUUCCUUGGGGCGGCGGGCGUGUUGGGGUUGGAUGCUAGUGUGGGAUUGCAGUUUGUUAUGUAUGGUGGGGAGGAGGGGGGACCUGUGGUUGUUGUUGAGGAGGGGAAAGUGAGGAGGUGGAGGAGGGUUAGUGGGUGGAUGAGGGGGUGGAUGCCGAGGGGGAGUGAGGAUCUACGGGAGCAGAGGCCUUUGCUUGCGCAGGCAGGAGAGGCCUAUGGCACAUGA